Messenger RNA from Glycine soja, 5635 nucleotides. RefSeq names its product protein MODIFIER OF SNC1 1-like. The record is from RefSeq and is a predicted model, not a curated record. Gene Ontology annotation, biological process: epigenetic regulation of gene expression. The transcript is spliced from 10 exons. Lineage: Eukaryota; Viridiplantae; Streptophyta; Magnoliopsida; Fabales; Fabaceae. The coding region runs from base 321 to 5045 and encodes 1574 amino acids.
AUUUUCUGAAGGAUGGUAAGGUAACUCAACUGUUACGUCUUUCAGCUCUUUUAUUUCUCUCUCUGGCGAAUGAACCCUUCUCUUCCUCUCCGAUCCGAAACCCAUCGCUUCUAACACCCGCAGAUCUCCCUCUCUCAACCUCACUCCACACCUUACACCAAAGUCCCCCAAACUUUCCAUCGCUUAUUAUUCCCUUUUUACCCUUUCUCUCUUCUCACCUUUCUGCAAUUGCUUCUCUAGGGUUUCUCCGAGGCGACGGAUUUUCCAGUUGUAUCCGGCCUUUCAAUUGGAUUGAAUGACCGUGUGGCGGCAACUAGGCUAUGACUUCAAGCAUGUUGAGUGGGGAGCGAAGAUGGGCCUCUUCUUCCAGAAGAGGUGGUAUGACUGUUUUAGGGAAAGUUGCAGUUCCAAAACCUAUCAACUUACCCAGUCAGAGGUUAGAAAAUCAUGGUCUGAACCCAAAUGUGGAGAUUGUUCCCAAGGGUACACUCAGCUGGGGUAGUAGAUCUUCAUCUUCUACAUCUAAUGCAUGGGGGUCUUCUUCUCUGUCCCCAAAUACUGAUGGUGGUACUAGUUCGCCAAGUCACCUCAGUGCCCGUCCAUCAUCCGGUGGAAGUGGCACACGGCCUUCUACUGCUGGUAGUGAUAGGGUUCUUGAGCCUACUGCUAAUUCAUGGGGCUCAAAUUCUCGGCCUUCAUCAGCGUCUGGGGUACUAUCAACAAAUCAGUCUUCACUGACAUCAUUGCGUCCUCGCAGUGCAGAAACAAGACCUGGUAGCUCACAGCUGUCUCGAUUUGCUGAACCCUCAACUGAAAAUUCAGGUGCUUGGAAUGCUGCUAGGACUACAGAAAAACUGGGAGUUCCACAACCCAAGAAUGAAGAAUUUUCUCUAAGCUCUGGAGACUUUCCAACCCUUGGUUCUGAUAAAGAUAAGUCAGUUCUGAAUUCUGAGUUGCAAGACCACAGUUCUCAAGCUCACCUUGACUCGUCUUAUGAACUCAGGAAAGAUAUAAAUGAGACCCCUGUUACUGAUGAUGUUCCUGUAAAUGCAAAUAUUAAGGGUGGAACUGUAAAUUCUUGGAGGAGAGAUAAUCUGGCUUAUAACGAGGAAGGUGUGAGGUCAGGCAUAGAGAAAUGGCAGGGAAAUUCCCAGCCUUAUCCAAAUGCCGGUAUUCCUCCUCAACCAUAUGAUGCUUGGCAUGGUCCUCCCGUAAAUAACCCUCAAGGCUGUGUUUGGUUCAGGGGUCCUCCUAGUGGUCCUCCAUUUGGAAAUCCUGUUCCUCCUAGUGGCUUUCCAAUUGAACCAUUUCCAUAUUACCGUCCACAUAUGCCUCCUACUGGUCUUGCGAACCCACCCCCAGGUCCCCCUCCUGGAGCUGGACCAAGAGGGCACCAUAAGAAUGGAGAUGUCUACAGACCUCAUAUGCCCGAUGCCUUUAUUCGUCCAGGCAUUCCUAUGAGACCUGGCUUUUUCCCUUGUCCAAUGGCCUAUGAGGGCUAUUACAGUCCUCCGAUGGGCUAUUGCAAUUCAAAUGAACGAGAUGUUCCUUUCAUGGGAAUGGCUCCUGGACCCCCUGUCUAUAAUAGGUACUUGAAUCAAAAUGCCCCUGAACCUGACAAUUCACAAGGUAGAUCUGGUGGGUAUGGUAAUGCUGGGGAGCAAUUGACCUCAGAGCAAGUGGAAUCUGGUCAUCCUCCUGAUACUGCUGGACCUUACAGAGUUCUUCUUAAGCAUCAUGAAUCAGAUGGGAAAAAUGAACCAACAAAUUGGGAGAAUUCAGAGACAACCAAUGCAACACAUGUUGAUGGCAGGGGUCAACCAAGAAUGACUGUUUGGGAGAAUGAGCAGAGAUCAAAUUACAGAAAGAAUGAGGAAAGGGAUUUCAGGACAAGUACUCGUGGUGAAGUUUCUUCUCGGUCUUCAGAAAAUCAAAUAUCUAGUUCUUCUGUCAUGAAGGCAAAAUUUCCCGAAAGUUCAGGAAACAUAAAAAAAUCUGAUGAUAUUUCUGCAAGGAAAUUGGAUGGUGUUGCCUCUGAUAUGCUAGAAAUCCCCUUAAAACCAUCUGCUCCAAAAGAUGCCACCCUGAUUCAAAAGAUAGAGGGUUUAAAUGCAAAAGCCAGGGAUAAUUCAUCUGCUAGAAUUAGAGAGGAGCAAAGGAAUAAAAUUCAUGCCAGUAAUGCUCCUAUAAACCAUGUGGAAAAUGCAGUUGGUGCAGAUGUUGUGUUUCCAGCAAGAACCCAUGCCACAGAAAUCAUAAAUCCUGCCCAUCAUGAAAUGGGCGCUGCUGGUGCAGAAAAGAAUUCUGAAUCCUUAUCUUUCAGUGGAACAGCCACAUCCAGGCAAGCUGCUCAUGGAAUGCACGGUAGAGGCAUCCAUCGUAACAAAGGAAGAUCAAACAAUCAAGAUGCUGAUGGUUGGCGAAAGAAAUCUGUGGUUGAAGAUUCUUCAGCCUCAUCUGGUGCACAGUUGGAAGCAUCUAAUGUUCUUGUGGGUGAUCAUCAAAUACCUGUUCAGACCUACGAUAGGUCUGGAUCCUUUAAUAAAGCCAGGCACAUUGGAGAAUCUGUUCAGACCAGGUCUGAUCCUGCUGACAGCCAUGCACAGCGUGCCAAAAUGAAAGAGUUAGCCAAGCAACGGACUAAGCAACUGCAGGAAGAGGAGGAGGAAAGGAUAAGAAAGCAAAAGGCUAAAGCUCUUGCAAAGUUGGAUGAGUUAAACAGGCGUUCUCAAGCAGGAGAUGGAUCAACAGAGAAAGAGUAUGCUACAAAUUCUGCCAUCCAGAAUAAGCAAGAGGAAUUACAACCUUCUGAAUCUACAACUGCAGCAGGCAAAUUUGCACCUGUCAGUUCAGCCGUAAAUUGUAAUGCCAAUACUAUCUGUCAGAUAAAUGACCCCAGCAUUAGUAAAGUGGAAAAAUCACCAGUCUUGUUUGGUGAGCCAAUUGUGGAGACACUUAAGAAUUCUGGCAAAGAGCCUGUUCUGAAUCAUCAAGCAGUAGCCCUGCACCAGGAUAUUAAUAAUGCUGGUGCUACUAAUGUGCAUAACUAUGUCACCUCGAAGCAGAAGCGAAUGAACUAUAAACAAAAGCAAAAUCUUCCUUUGGAGAAAACAUCAAGUGAAAAGGUUGUUUCUACCACCUCAACUGCCUUGAAAGUUGAGAAUGAGACAAGGGUUGAUGUUUCUCUAUCUUCUGGUGGUGUUACAAACGACGUUGGUUCAGCCUGUGGCUCUGACUUACCCAUGAAUUCAGCUGCUUUGGUUGAGUCUUCAGUAAAUCUGAAAAAGAAGAAUAUCAGGAAUGGCAAAAACAAACAGAAACAUGAAGAAAGUUCAUCUCAGGCUGCACUACCAUCGGCAAUACCAAAAGAAUCCAAUCUUUCCAAAAGUUCAGUUGAAAGUGAUAAGUCUAAGGCUUCUGACUUUGAGUUAGAUCAGGGCUCACUUCAGCCAGCACCCUUGUCUAAAGAUCCAAAUCAGUUUUCAGAGCAACACAAAUAUUUAGCAAAUGAGGAAUCCCAUGGUAAAAUGAAUAGCCAGUGGAAAUCACAGCAUUCUCGUAGGAUGCCAAGAAAUACGCAGGCCAAUAGACCAGCAGAGAAAUCACAUGGGACUGAUGCUGUGAUGUGGGCACCUGUUAAACCACAGAGCAAGAGUGAGAUCAUGGAUGAAUUGAGUGAGAAAAGUAAAGUUGAGGCAGUUGAUCCUGUAAAGAGUGAGCAGCAGGUGCAUAAUUUAAAAAAUAAGAGGGCAGAAAUGGAGAGGUAUAUUCCAAAACCUGUUGCAAAAGAAAUGGCUCAGCAAGGAAACAUACAACAGGUAGCUUCAUCAAGCAGUCAGGCUCCUACUGAUGAUAGCAUUGGGAGACUUGAUUCUGCAUCACAGGGCCCCCAGGUCAUUCAGCAGACCAAUUUAGUUGUUGGAAAAGUGGGUUCUGGAAUGGAGUCUAAAAACAGAGAUGGAAGGCAUACUAAGCAGGGAAAAGCGCAUGGAUCAUGGCGGCAACGAAAUAUAACAGAAUCAACUAAUGUGCAUGAUGUACUGGACCAUGAUUCAAACUCUGAACCAAAUGUUCAGAGACAAACAGAGCAUCAUCAUGAUCAGAAGUCUGAAGUAAGCUUUGUGAAAGGGCAAACAAAGCAUUUUAAUGACUCUGGUGAUAUUGAUGGUUCAAACAAUUCUAACAGGAAUGAUACAGCUGCUUUGGCCUCAGUUCCUGUUAUUAAAGAUCAUUCAGCAACAAGUAGAGGGAGGCGGGCCCCUUUCAGAGGACACAGGGGUGCUGGGGGGAACCGUGAUGUUGAUGACAAAAAAAAUUCUGGGGAGGCAGAGAAAGUUGAAACACGUAUUUCAUCCUCUGAGCACGGUCAACCUGAUGUUGGUGUGGUGGCUUCUAAAGAAAAUCGAGCUGUCGGGGAACGUUUGAUGUCUCAAUGGCAACCUAAAUCUCAAGCAUCUAAUAAUCACAGAGGAAACAUAUCAAGUGAUCAAAAUGUUAGCUCAGUAGUUGUUGGAGCUAACAAAAAGGAUCCCACUCAUGAUGGGGAAUCUCUUCCAGUGAACCGUGGCAAGAGUUCCAAUGCUCACGUCUCCCAACCUUUCCAUGAUCAAUCAGUCUCUGAAAAGAGCAAAGCCGGAGAGGUUCCCCAUUUUGGGAAUCAAGAGGGUAAAAGAGAGAGAAAAAGUGCUCCAUCAAAGAGGCAUCACCACUCCCCAAAUGAGGUAUCUGUUACCUCAGUUGAGCAGGCUCCAACAAGUGCAGAUCUUUUGCAUGAUCAACGCCCAUCUUCUGGGUCUGGCAAAAACGUAAACCAUAAUCGGUUUCGAAGAGGACAUGAAUUACAUGGAGAUUCAAAGCCACCAACCCAAGAUAACAGACAUUAUAAUCAACCUACAAACCGGGAAAGGCAGGGCCCAAACUUGCAUUAUGAGUAUCACCCUGUUGGCUCAUAUGAUGAUGGCAAAUCAGACAACUUUGAGCGACCUAAAAAUGGUAAUCAUGGUGGGGGAAGAUUUAGGGAGAGAGGUCAAACUCACUCACGCUGAGGUGUGGGGAACUCUUAUGGACGCCGGGUGGUUUUGAAGCUUUUGAUUAGAUGCCAAGUUAAUCAGUAGUAGAGAGACUUUCUUAAGGCGGUCUUUUGUGUCUUCCAUCAGAAUUCCAUCCAUCCAUCAACUGUGCUCCUAUAUUCAGCCGUGUUUUCAGGUAUAUGCAGUCUAGGUUCCAGAUUCGUUUGACUUUUGUAAAUGCAGGCGCAUUAAUUAUCUUCUGAUGUUCAGUAUGUAUUCAGCAGGGCAGGGAACGAUGAAGAUGGUGUCCCCGUUUUUGUGGGGGGGGGGGGGGAGAGUUCCCUGCGGUUGAUUGUUAUUUUUCUAGUGUAUCUGAUUGGAAAUUAGUAAUUUGAUGGCAUUUUGUUUCUUAAUGAAAGUAUGGAAUACUUGACAUGUUUCAACGUGUCUAUUGCUAGGGAUAACAAGGAUACCAAAUAGAGAACAUGUGUGUUCCACGGUGCACUUUUCCUCGUAUUUUUUGGUGGAAAAUAUAUGAAAUGUGCUCAAGCGUUUGCGCAGUAUGAGUACAAAAUUAUUUGAAUUCAGAUAAUGACUAGUCAGAAAUUCAGCAGAGACAUGAGCUA